This is a messenger RNA of Prorocentrum cordatum, 180 nucleotides long. The record is from the annotation of a GenBank genome assembly. NCBI's taxonomy places the organism in Eukaryota, Dinophyceae, Prorocentrales, Prorocentraceae.
AUGCUGCAGGCCGAGGUGGACGCCGCGGGGGCCGAGGCGCCGCCAGGGUUGUUCUGCGAUCGCGCCGCGGACGUGCUCGCGGCGAGCGCACUGGACAGGCUGCGGCCCUUCACCGUCCCCGCGGAGUACACCGACAUCCCGCCCCUGAGGGGCGCCGAGGACUCCGGAGGGACGCCCUGA